This is a messenger RNA of Vigna angularis (adzuki bean), 1449 nucleotides long. RefSeq names its product alpha-soluble NSF attachment protein 2. Gene Ontology annotation, molecular function: syntaxin binding; soluble NSF attachment protein activity. Gene Ontology annotation, biological process: intracellular protein transport; SNARE complex disassembly. Bases 228 to 1100 code for a protein of 290 amino acids. The transcript is spliced from 10 exons. Gene Ontology annotation, cellular component: vacuolar membrane; SNARE complex. The record is from RefSeq and is a predicted model, not a curated record. Lineage: Eukaryota; Viridiplantae; Streptophyta; Magnoliopsida; Fabales; Fabaceae.
AACACGAGAAUCUGGGACUUGGUUGCAGAAUUUUGAAGUUGACCUGUCCUAUUCGGCUUUGGCUUAACUGAAACGAACCGAACUAACAAGCAAAGCAGCAGAAAGAAGAUGCAUAACCAAUACCACUACGCGACGUCGUUUUUACGCAACAGCGUCUGUGGCGACCUUUUCUGUAGCCAAAACGCAACGGUGACGAAGGAAGCAACGCACGCACGCAGAAAGCAACAAUGGACGAUCACAUGGUGAAGGGACAUAUACUAGCCAAGAAAGCGGAGAACAAGCUCCACGCUUGUUGCCCCUUGUUCGGUGCCAAAGUCGAAGACGCCGCUCUGUUGUUCCACAAAUCCGCUACUUCCUUCAAACUCGCCAAAUCAUGGGACAAGGCGGGCUCACUCUUCGUCGAAUCGUCUGCAUGUCACAUAAAGUUAGGUAACAAGCAUGAUGCUGUAAAUGCUUAUAUCGAAGGUGCUCGUUGCUACAAGAAAACUUCAUUACAAGGAGCUGUUUUCUGCUUAAAUAAAGUAGUGACAAUCUACGAAGAGCUUGGUAGGCACAUCAUGGCUGCUAAGUAUUCAAAGGAAAUUGGCGACUUAUGUGAGCUCAACAAAGACAUGGACUGUGCUAGAUUGCAUUAUGAGAGGGCUGCUGAACUUUUUGAAAUUGGAGAUGCAGCAACCUCUGUGAUACAGUGCAAGCUUAAAGUUGCACAAUUUUUUGUCCAGCUUCAACAAUAUCAGAUGGCAAUUAAGAUUUAUGAAGAUAUUGCCCGACAGUCACUGAAUAGCAACUUGUUGAAAUAUGGAGUUAGAGUACAUCUUCUUAAUUCAGGCCUUUGUCAGCUUGUUAAAGGGGAUUUUGUUGCAAUUUCCAACUCUUUGGAGCUUUAUCAGGACUUGGAUCCCACAUUCUCCACAACCCGUGAAUACAAAUUUUUGGCUGAUUUAGCUGCUUCAAUUGACGAGGAAGAUGUUGAAAAAUUUACUAGAGUAGUCAAGGAGUUUAAUGACAUAACCCCAUUGGAACCUUGGAAGUCAACCCUUUUGUUGAGGGUAAAGAAUGUUUUGAAAGAAAAAGAGAUGCAAGAGGAAGAUUUAACCUGAAUCAAUGGCUACUUCCAAAAAGCAUCAUGGUACUUUGUCCAGAUGGUGGAAGUUCUGAAGUGCUUAUAAGAAAAUUGAGCAUCCAAGACACGAAAGGGUUUUGGUGAAUCCGGGGUUUCUUGGUCGAGAAUAAAAACCUAAUCUUGCUACAUGCUUGGAAGAUAAGAUGGUCUUAGAUUGUUUGGUGUCUGUUUCGUUCUUUCACGAGACUCCAUUACAUGUAGAAGACGGCAACAACUGCUUCACUGUCAUAUUAUAAGUUUAAUAAUUUGCAUUUCACGAAAUGACGAAAGAAAAUAUCACUGUUCUGUACUGAUUUAUGUCUAUUUUUGGCUUCUGCUACUUUUCA